Helicoverpa armigera (cotton bollworm) is the source of this 1129-nucleotide messenger RNA. RefSeq names its product mutS protein homolog 4-like. Gene Ontology annotation, molecular function: ATP binding; mismatched DNA binding. Bases 118 to 576 code for a protein of 152 amino acids. Gene Ontology annotation, biological process: mismatch repair. The record is from RefSeq and is a predicted model, not a curated record. The transcript is spliced from 4 exons. NCBI's taxonomy places the organism in Eukaryota, Metazoa, Arthropoda, Insecta, Lepidoptera, Noctuidae.
CGAGGGGCGUCAUUGUUGCCGUACCAUUCGUUGAAUGCACCCAAAGUUAUUCCUACUGCGAAUAAAGUGCCAAAAUAUCAGUUCAAUAACGAUGAGGCAUCAACGGGAGCAUCCAGAAUGCCUACAAUGGGACCGCCUCCGGGACCACCAAGAAGUUUCAAACGCAGGAUAAUAAACUCUACCUCAUCACGACCGGACUCGUCUUCGAGCGGCCGGCCUGGUCCAAGAGUGCUGGCCAGCGAUUCAGCAGUGGCAGAUACGUCACAUGAUAUGUGCACCCCGAAGAAUAGGCCAACUGCGCUUAGAUAUAUCAGUAGUAGUAGCAGGGGUGGAUACAGUGGAACCCGCUCAGCUAGAUCUACAAGUGUAUCAGCAAUGAACCCGAGUGUGAUAUUAGCCAUUUCUGAAGGAAGAGGCAUGGCCCGCGGAGAAAUCGGUAUAGCAGCAAUAGACCUUAGACAUCCUCAUCUAGUGCUUUGUCAAUUCAGUGAUACUUUACUAUACACUCACACGUUAACGAAAAUCAACUUCUUCAAUCCCGUCGAGGCAAGUAAUUGUAGUCGAUCAUAUUUUUGAGAACCGAGUGCAGAUCAUGCAUGAUGAAAUGAGUAGAUAAAGAUUUGCACACGUCCGGGCGUCGAACCGAAGAAUCUUAGAAAACGUUAAGAUACACGAGUCAACUCAGACGCUUUACGUAAUUAAGUCUAGACCCGCGUGAUUUUGCACCCCACAAUGUAUUAUCUAAUAAUCGCAGUGUCUGUAAAUUGAUGGCAUUAUUUUGUUAACCGUUGUUGGAACAAAAGCAUAAUUAUACUAAGACGAAUAUGAAUGUGACAGUUGGUCCAUUAAUCCUAGCAGCAGCUCUUUCUAUUUAACAACAAGCUUAUUUCAUGCCCUGCUGUUAUGAAAAGGCGUCUCUCACCGUGAGCGUGAUCAAUUCCUCGGUCACCAUUACCUCGACGAGUUAUCUAUCAUGUCGUUAAUGUUAAAAGGUUUCAUGUAAUGUCACUUAGUUUCAUAGCUUUGAUAUUUCAUCAUUUAUUUUACAGAUCAUAGUUCCCCACACAUUUUGCGAGGGUGUCCAACCAAAUCAAUUAUACCAACUGAUAAGAGAUCGAUAUCCUCUAGU